This is a messenger RNA of Caenorhabditis auriculariae, 2768 nucleotides long. Lineage: Eukaryota; Metazoa; Nematoda; Chromadorea; Rhabditida; Rhabditidae. The record is from the annotation of a GenBank genome assembly.
AUGAGUGAGUUUCUUCACUGUAUAAUUUACGAUAUUACAAGCACAGAAAACCUCGGAAUUCUACUGAUGCCAUUAGAUCAAUUGAAUAGAAAUGAAAAUUUAUCAGAAAUUUUUAACGCUUUUAUUCUUGUAGCUCACCAGGCACAUCAUUCACUUUGGGAAUCUUCUGAAAGCAAGCUAGAUCAUUCUUUGAUUUACUAGAAAAGAUUUUAAAAGUUUCAACCUGUACAACUUCCUAGUUUCCUAUAAACAAUAGAAGCGAGAUUUGAAGGCAUAGGGGCAGUAAAAAAUGGGGUUUCAGGUCAAAGCAGUAUCUUAUAUAGUUUUUCAUUGCAAAUCGAAUGGUGUAUUCAAAAAAAUUACAGAUGUGACAACUUUAGAAGAAAAACGCGAUUUUACUUUCCCGCCUUUAAUUUUGAAAAAAGCUUUGGAUCGGUAUGCAGACAACUGAUUACAGUAGCCGUGCACGCGAUGUUGCGGACGUCUCAUUAGACUCGCAUUUCGGGAGAAAUAACCGGAUAUCUACUUCAAAUAAAGAGUUUCUCCUUUGAAAAAUCGAUUAAGAAAACAAAAAACACACAUUGAUAAUAAAGGAAACAUAAAAUAUCGCUAUCCCAAUCGAAACAUGUUUGAAAUCAUCAUUUUUCACCAGAAAAGCUUUUUUGCGAUCAAAGUUUGCAAAUUAUACAUGAAUAGAAAGCUUUUGUGACGAAAAAAACUUUGGUGACAACAGAAAAAAUUGAAAACUGAAAGAAACGAAGAAAAAAGCGAAAAUCCGGAAAUUGGCGAAGCCUGUUGUCCAUAGAGCAACUUUACUGCAAAGCGCCCUUUUCGCGGGAACUCAAACUUUCCUCUCUCCGACUUUGAAUUAUUUUUUCUCCAAAACUAGGAGGUUUGGUACAUUUCCAAGUUCACCGUUCGAUUCGCAAUGAAAAGCUCUACAAAGUACUGCUUUGAACUGAAACACCGUUUUUUUACUGCCCCUAUGCCUUUAAAAAGCAAGCGGACAAAAUUAGCCUAUUUUGACCAUUUUUUUGAUAUUUUUUUGAAUUAAAGAUUUUUUUAAAAAUAGGAAUUUGUGAAGUUUAGGACUUUCAGGAUCUUCACCUGGUACAUCAAGGAGUGUUCUGAGGAGUUUUCAGCAAAUUCUUAAUUACAGAGAAAAACGACCUAACUUCCUUGGGAAAGUAAAAAAAAAAGACAAACAAAUAUCUUUCGAGUUGAAAAUGAUUUUGUCAACAUGAAAAGUUCUGCUAAAUAGAAUUUUCUAAGCCGUGGAUGACAAGCUCAAAGAUGAAGACGAACCUCGAGGUCCAGGAAUGUUCGGUAAACUGUAUUUAAAAGCGGCACAGAAAGUGGGAAAAGCAGAAAAAACAAAAGUAGAACCGGCUUUCCAGGUAUACCACUCGGGCAAAGUCGGAAUGGUGGGUAAUGGCCGCUAAAAGGGAGACUCGAGAAAGGCCGCAGAAAGGCAGCAAAAAAAGUCCCGUUACUGGGCCUUCCAUGUUUGACUUUUAAAAGGCUCCAGAAAUGAUGGAAAAAAGGAAAGAAAGCAAAAAAUGGUGCAUGAGAGCCGAUGAAAUGGCGCAAAAAAAGGAGACUUUGUCAUUUUAAAUGAAACAUUUCUUUGGAGCUUUUUUUUCACCCUUCCGACAUUGCCUAUGCCAAUACCUUGAGAAAAAAAAUUACAUCAUAUCACACAGGAAAACAUCAACAGAGUUGUGAAAUAUCACAUUGUGGCGGACAAAAUAGUCGAUUCGUGUGAGAUGCAAAUACAGGUAAAAACGUUUUUGUAUGGGAAACGGUUUUUAUUCAUUCAGCCGGAUAUAGCUGCUUUAAGCCUACGAAUAGAACACGCGAAAGAUGAAAACCCAUGGGAGUUGCUAGCAGGGUGGAUGACCCACUUAGGCACUUUUCACUACACAGGCAACGAUACAGUAAGUUAAAAACCUAUGUCAUAAAUGAGCAUUUCGAAAGUUCUUUAGAUCGAAAAGCCACAACAUUACAUAGAAAGUUUUAAAAGAUGUAAUUUCAACAAAUUAACGCGAAGUCUUUCCCAAAAUUGACGGCUUAGAUGGCGAAUCAUUACAAGCAUACUAACGUAUAGACAGACAUUCAUGAUCACGAUGACUUAUUCGCAAGGAAGUAAUCCAUAAAUCAGAAGUUUCUAGAAAACGCUGGAAAGGUACAGUCAGGCAGCUGCAAAAAUAGCAAUUAAGGAAAGACAGGCUCAAACGAGAAGUGAAGACGUUCUUAGGAUAACCAUAAAAAAAAAUGUUUAAGGUCGCAUGCUGAUUCGCAAGAUGCGAGCAUACGUAAGCAUCGAGAGCUCUAAACUCAACGAAGACAUUACAAAGAUGCACCAAUACCUAGAAGCAAUCGACGAAAGUCGGCAUUUAGUAAGAAAAAUCAUCUUCAUUCGUGCAAAAAGUCCCAAAUUUAAGUUAAAAGAGUCUAAGACAGUAAACGAAGUGAAGAAGCGAGGUGAGGAGUGUCGUCGAAACAUAAUCGGUUUCAAUCGGAGGGUGGCUCCUUUAGUUCAACUUCUAAAUUCAACAAAUCUCAGGCUAACAAUCUUCAGAGCUGCAUCGAUGAAAUGAGUGUCAUUAUUCGCCUACACCAGCUCGAACUGAUACGAGUUAACAUUUAAAGUGUAACAGAGCAUAGGAAAACCAACAUUUCAGUACUGCAACGAACUGGCCUACCUCAAUCGUGCUAAAAACCAGAUACUCGUCGAAGCUCGGUUGCGUCUUGGAAGGAAAAAAUGA